Cooperia oncophora is the source of this 519-nucleotide messenger RNA. Lineage: Eukaryota; Metazoa; Nematoda; Chromadorea; Rhabditida; Trichostrongylidae. The record is from the annotation of a GenBank genome assembly.
AUGUUCGCGGCAACAGGCAUAGCCGAUGUCACGUCACUGCUCUCCAAUGUGUUCCUUCGACUGAAUCGCGAACUUGGCCUGGGCGAAGAAUUCCGUUAUUUUGUCUUAUAUUUAGCAUUUGACAGCGGUGUCAGCUUCGUUGCGCAUAUGUUUGGAAACAUGCUGCUAACAAUUAAUCGAUACACUGCUAUUUGUAUGGCGCAACAGUAUCACACGCUUUGGUCUCGAAGAAACGUGUGGAUCGUAAUAGGAGUUCAAUAUUUUGUAAGCUUUGCUUGUUCUGCAUACAUGUUGACAUCGAAAGUGGUGUAUAUUCGCAACCAAGAUGGAACAACUGUACUCAAAGGCAUGGAGGGCCACGUCGACGUGUUCAUCAGGUGCGUCUAUAUUGGAGCUGGUAUGAUUUAUGCAACUGUAGGCAUUACUCUCAAUGUUAGCAUGUUGGUUGCAUGGCAUAAAAUGUCGAAGCAGAGAGAAUUUCCAAGGAAUGGCAAUCAAGAAAAGGUGAGAGCGCUAUGA